Molecule: messenger RNA, 1234 nt
Organism: Aspergillus pseudonomiae
Lineage: Eukaryota; Fungi; Ascomycota; Eurotiomycetes; Eurotiales; Aspergillaceae
Exons: 2
Coding region: 105-863 (252 amino acids)
Source: RefSeq, a predicted model, not a curated record
AUCGAACUCUAGCAGCCGUCCUUGGCCCUAUAAUCUGAUCGUCCCCAGGCCGAACUUCCGUGGCAAAACUCCAGGACAACUGCAGCAUCCAGCAUCCAAUCGCGAUGCCGCUCAGCCGCCGAGGGCAUUGCGUCAUUGAUCGCAUCUGGUGUUGGGCUUCAAUCUCAUCACCAGAAGCCCACAGACUUCCCCUCCGCCCUUCAAUCAUCCAACUUCCGCUCCAGAACUGUCCCCAGCCCUCCCGCCGAAUCCACCAUCUUCGUCGACCACUCUUCGUGAACCCUCCCCGAACACGCGACAGCAUCACUGUUUCACCAGCUGCCCCUCUCCAACCCACCAUCUUGCGCACAAUGUCCGACGACGCCUACAUGAACUUCCUGAACAAGGCCAACGCGGACUUGGACACCGCGCGAGCUCAACAAGCACAAGACUCCCCUACCGUCCGCACCGAAACAGUCGAAACGGGCGUCCACGUCCCGGCUCCCCUGACCUCAGUUGACGCCUACUACAUCUCUGAGACCGACGCACCAUUCGAACCCGUCGCACUGCGAUGGGAGGGCGCGUCUAAAGGAAUCUUCCCUGACCCUUCGCAUCUGUCCCGUCUGAUCUCGCCGAAUGCGGAUCUUUCAUCAUCGAUCACUACUCUCUCACCAUCCUCGUUUGAUCCGAGGAAUCAGUACCCGUCUGCGCUGCGCGCGGUGCGCGCCGCGGCGGCGGAGUCGUCUGGAGGGGAUGAAUCGGCGGUGGAUGUGAAGGUUUAUCGGGUUGAGGUUGGGAUGUCGCGGAUUGAGUAUUAUAUUCUCGCGGUGGACGCGGAGAAGUCGUUGCUUGUGGGAUUGAGGACGAAGGCUGUUGAGACUUAGGGGUGCUUUCUUGCUGCUCUUUGUACUUGGUGUGUCUUUGCGGGUGUAUGUGUGGAGGAUUGGGGAUUGUAAUGGAUGAGAUGUGUCUGUGGGAAUGAAAUUGUAUACUUAUACCUUUGGAGUCAUGUUCUCCCCCUCUUUCUGAUGGAGUGUCUAGAUAGAGUACGAGGCAUAUCGUUGUGUCCCUUGGUACUCUGGAAACAUCGUAGGGCAAAAAUCAGUAUUAAACAUGGUAUCCAGGCGUUGGUCGACUUUUAUAUACACAUUGAUACUACAUACUAAUGUACCCAAUGCCAACACAACGAAUAAAGCCUGUUGGUUACUACUGGACAUGGUAGUAGAUACUCCCUCCAUACAUACAUACCAUGAAC